AAAAAAUUAAUAGUACGAACUACGAAUGUAUGAUAGAUUAGUAUUUAACGUUGAACGCUCAAUGGUCUGUACCACUGAUAUUUAUAUUAUAUUAAUAUAGAUAUUAGUGGUCUGUACAGUAUACAGUGUACGACAAACUUUACUGACAACAAAGUAUGAACUAUGAAAAUUUACCAAGUCACAUAUUAUUUGGUAUCAGUUUAAUUCACUAAUAAUAAAAGAUAUGGCUGCUAUCAAAGAAGAUAUUGCUACUACAAUUUUAACAAAUGGAACUAGGAUACAUAAGAAAAAGAAAACAGUCAAAGAUAUUGAUAUUAAUAUAACUUCUUCCAAAACUUCAAAUGAUGCUGUUAAUUUAUCAAAAUUAAAUAGAUUAAUGGAAAUAUCUAAAGAAACAAAAGGAAAAAAAAUGAAAAAAUCUAAUGAGAAAGUGCUUAAAGUAAAAAAAAUGGUAUUGGAAGAAGUGACAGAACAAACACAACUAGUCGAGAACAAUACUGAAUUCAAUCAACUAAAAAAAAAUGAUCGCUUAAGUUUUAAAUGUUCUUUUUGCUCUAAAACAUUUGAGUUUAAAUCUUUAUUGUUUAGGCACAAUAGAAAACACACAAAUGAAAAACCAUUUAAAUGUGUAAUUUGUGGCACCUCAUUUACCCAAAGAUCGUCUUUAGAUGAUCACUUUAAAAUACACACUGGUAGUAGAUUUUUUGAAUGCAAAUGUUGUGACCUCACAUUUUCUAGAAAAUCAAAUUUACGUGCGCAUGAAAAAACGCAUACUGAUAAAACUCAUUUCAUGUGUGAGUUUUGUAACAAAACGUUUAAGCAUUCAUGUGCAUUGGUUACUCACCGCAGGACUCACACUAAUGAAAAACCAUACAAGUGUGAUGUGUGUUUUAAAUCAUUUGCAAAAAAAUAUGGGUUAGAUGUACAUUAUCGAAUCCAUACUGGUGAAAGACCUUACUCAUGUGAAAAUUGUGAAUCUAAAUUCUUGACCAACAGCGAUCUUAAGAGACAUAUCAAAAGAAACCACGAAAAUUAGAUGAUUGUUAAUACGGCUUUUAUUGUACUCAAUUUUUAUUUGAAAAAAUCAUAAAAUGUUAUUUUAUAGUUGUCUAAUAUUUUGGACUGCAUAAUUUAAAGUGGAAUUGUAUACAAUAUAUUAUUAUGUAUUAUUUAAUUUUAACUAAAAAUGUAAUUUGUUGUAAUCAUUUUGCACUGUUUUAUUAAAAUUCUAUACUAAAUAUAAAUAAAUAUAUUUUGUUCCCCAUGUUA
Messenger RNA from Aphis gossypii (cotton aphid), 1269 nucleotides. Its product is annotated as gastrula zinc finger protein XlCGF49.1-like. The coding region runs from base 224 to 1036 and encodes 270 amino acids. The record is from RefSeq and is a predicted model, not a curated record. The transcript is spliced from 5 exons. NCBI's taxonomy places the organism in Eukaryota, Metazoa, Arthropoda, Insecta, Hemiptera, Aphididae.